AAAAAAGCAAAACAAAACCAUGGGAAAGGGGAAAAGAAGGAGCAAAACAGCCGCCGCCGUCGUAGAUCAGUCUCUGCCGCAACAUCAAAAAGUUCCCUCGAAAACGGUCGCGGACGUCUCCGAUUGCCCCAUUUACCAACAGCUUAUCAAACUAGGGUUUUAUUUGAAGAGAGAAAAAGUUGUUGAUUGUCUUCGCCAACUAGGGGAUUCGAUAAAUGGCUUGAAUGACCUCGAAAAGGCUGAAAUCUGUUUCCAGAAGUUUCUGUUUUCCAAUCUCAAUUCUUGUGGUAGUGGUAUACUUCCUCCUACCCAUAACCGUAAUGAUUUAAUGCUCCCAACUACAUCGAUAACUACUCUCGAUGGUCCCUUCAUAUUGCAGGUCGAUGAAUUUACGAAUCUCAUUGCUCCACGGAAAGGUAGGAUGUUGACGUUGUCAAUGACCGAUGGUGUUAAUAAAGUCUUUGGAGUAGAGAACUACUUCAGGCCUAUUGAAGACAUUCAACCUUCUUCUGCGCCUCUUGGAUUAAAGGUCAAAUUCUCUAAUGUAACCGUGUCCAAAGGAUGUUUCUGGAUGCUUCCUGAAAAUACUAUAGUAUUGGGAGGAGGAUUAGUUGAUGAUGACGUCCAAGCUGGUAAUAAGGAUGAAGUGUCCAAGCCCUACACAUAUAGUUUUCACACUCAGACUUUCCUAGAAAACAAAGGUAGUUUUGCUGUUAACUUACGGAAUAAGGAGGCUGAUUUUCCCAUAACAGAAGGCUGCAGCAAAACUGGUGGACUGGUUGUUUGUUUUGAUGAACUGUUGGUAGAUUACAUCUGCAUUCACGAACCGUCUGGUUGCUGCUGGAGAGAUCUUGGUGGUGCUAUUGCAAACGUGGCAGUUGGCAUCUCUAAGUUGGGGGGUUCAUCUGCAUUUAUGAGCAAGGUUGGACCAGAUGAAUAUGGGUAUACGUUGGUUGAUGUUUUAAAGGCAAAUAAUGUUGAUACAUCUGGCAUGCUGGUUGAUUCUAAUGCCAGCACCCAGUUGCAUUAUGUUUUCCUUAGAGCUGAUGGGGAGCGCGAGUGCUGGCUUUCCGGUAAUCCUAGUGCUAAUAUGCUUCUGUAUUCAGAGGUUGAUCGUAAACUCAUCAAGAAGGCUAAAAUAUUCCAUUAUGGUUCCAUCGGUUUGAUUGAUGAGCAUUGCAAGGCGUCUUAUCUUGCUGCCUUGAGUUUUGCUAAAACCUGUGAUUGCAUUCUCUCGUAUGAUCCGAAAUUCAGAUUGGAACUAUGGCCAUCAGCCGAGGCUGCUCGAAAGGGUAUAAUGAGCAUAUGGAAUCUAGCCGAUGUCAUAAAGAUCAGCGAAGAUGAGAUCACUCUUUUGAUUGAUGCUGGUGAUCCUUAUGAUGAUGAUGAUGUAAUAAAAAAGCUUUUUCACCCUACUCUCAAGCUUCUAAUUGUUACCAGUGGGUCGGAGGGUUGUAGAUAUUACACUAACGAUUUUAAGGGAAAAGUUAGAGGUUUAAAUGUUGAACCUGUUGACACAACUGGUGCUGGUGAUGCAUUUGUUAGUGGGAUUCUCUACUACAUAGCUUCUGACCCGAGUAUUUUCAAGGAUGAGAAACGUCUCCGGAAGGCGUUAUAUUUCGCCAGUGUAUGUGGCGCGAUCAUGGUGACCAGGAGAGGGGCAAUUUCUGCAUUACCUACAAAAGAUGAUGUCCUGCAACACCAGCUGUUAUAAAAUGUAAUAUAUGUUGACAAAGAGUGAGUGAUUAACCUUCUGACUUGGUUUUGAUGGCACUAAUUUGUGAAGUCCUGUACUGCAAUGCAACAUUCAGGCUAGAACAGAUCAAUAUGUUGAGUUGGAUUUCCUUUUGAUUAUGCCAGCAGCCGCGCAUAUGUUUUGAUCUUGUUAUUUUAAACUCAUAAUUAUUGUGUUAUCUUCUUCCAUUUUGACUCUUAAGAUUUCAAUA
Messenger RNA from Medicago truncatula (barrel medic), 1946 nucleotides. Its product is annotated as probable fructokinase-7. The transcript is spliced from 8 exons. Bases 20 to 1714 code for a protein of 564 amino acids. Lineage: Eukaryota; Viridiplantae; Streptophyta; Magnoliopsida; Fabales; Fabaceae. Gene Ontology annotation, cellular component: cytosol. Gene Ontology annotation, molecular function: fructokinase activity. The record is from RefSeq and is a predicted model, not a curated record. Gene Ontology annotation, biological process: fructose metabolic process.